Molecule: messenger RNA, 381 nt
Organism: Ceratotherium simum simum (southern white rhinoceros)
Lineage: Eukaryota; Metazoa; Chordata; Mammalia; Perissodactyla; Rhinocerotidae
Gene: CCL16
Product: C-C motif chemokine ligand 16
Biological process (GO): positive regulation of cell migration; chemokine-mediated signaling pathway; antimicrobial humoral immune response mediated by antimicrobial peptide
Cellular component (GO): extracellular region
Molecular function (GO): CCR chemokine receptor binding; chemokine activity
Source: RefSeq, a predicted model, not a curated record
UGCAAUAGGUGGGAGAUGGAGGUGGGCAGCCAUGGGCUCCCUCUCUGCAUCCUUGGCUCAGCUUUCAAUGUGAUUCCCUCAGAAAUUCCUGAGUCGGUGAAUGCUUCACUCACCUGCUGCAUGAAGUAUCAUGAGAAAGUACUGCCAAGGAAACUGGUGGUGGGAUACAGAAGGGCCCUCAACUGUUACCUGCCAGCAAUCAUCUUCGUCACCAAAAAGAACCGAGAGAUCUGCGCCAACCCCAAUGACAAAUGGGUCCAAGAGUACAUUGAGAAUCCCAACCUACGCUUGCUACCCUCCAGGAACCUGGCCUAGGUUAAAACUAUUAGAUCCUAGAAAGGCCAACCCCAGCUCCUCAGCUCCCCAUGAUGAUCAGGCCUC